UGAGACCCCGCCUCACAGACGCCGCAUUCCCCCAACCUAUCUCUCUCCCUCUCUCUCUCUCUCUGUCUCUCUCUGAGCGGGCAGUGCCGUCCCUUCGCUUCCCUUCCGCCGGAAGUGGAGCGACUUUCCCUUUCCGGCUACGGGUCCCGGAGCGGAGUGGGAGGCCGGACCGGGGAAGCCGAGCGACGGCGGUGGGGUUGGCCAUGGCGGAGCUGGUGCAGGGGCAGAGCGCUCCGGUGGGCAUGAAGGCUGAGGGCUUCGUGGAUGCCCUGCACCGGGUCCGACAGAUUGCUGCUAAAAUCGAUUCAAUUCCUCACUUGAAUAAUUCCACACCCCUGGUGGACCCCUCCGUGUACGGAUAUGGAGUACAGAAGCGGCCUCUGGAUGAUGGAGUAGGUAACCAGUUAGGGGCCUUGGUACAUCAAAGGGCAGUAAUAACGGAAGAAUUCAAAGUGCCUGAUAAAAUGGUUGGAUUUAUUAUUGGCAGGGGAGGUGAGCAGAUUUCACGAAUUCAAGCAGAAUCUGGGUGCAAAAUUCAGAUUGCCUCAGAGAGUUCUGGGAUUCCAGAGAGGCCCUGUGUACUUACCGGAACCCCAGAAAGUAUUGAACAAGCCAAACGGCUCCUGGGGCAGAUUGUGGACCGAUGUCGGAAUGGGCCUGGCUUUCACAACGACAUAGAUGGCAACAGCACGGUCCAGGAGCUGCUUAUCCCUGCGUCUAAAGUGGGGCUGGUCAUCGGCAAAGGAGGGGAAACGAUCAAGCAGUUGCAGGAGCGGACAGGUGUGAAAAUGGUCAUGAUCCAGGAUGGCCCACUGCCUACAGGAGCAGACAAGCCUCUCCGGAUCACUGGAGAUCCGUUUAAAGUGCAGCAAGCAAGAGAAAUGGUCCUGGAGAUCAUCCGAGAGAAAGAUCAGGCCGACUUCCGGGGUGUGCGCAGCGACUUCACCUCCCGCACAGGAGGAGGUGGUAUAGAGGUGUCUGUGCCUAGGUUUGUUGUUGGGAUUGUCAUAGGAAGGAACGGAGAAAUGAUUAAGAAGAUCCAGAAUGACGCUGGCGUGAGGAUCCAGUUCAAACCAGAUGAUGGGAUUAGUCCAGAAAGAGCAGCACAGGUCAUGGGCCCUCCAGAUCGGUGUCAGCACGCAGCUCGCAUCAUCAAUGAGCUCAUCCUCACGGCACAGGAAAGAGAGAUCCUUGGAGGCCUCGCGGUAGCAAGAGGAAGAGGCCGAGGCCGCGGCGACUGGAGUGUGGGGACUCCUGGUGGUGUCCAGGAGAUCACAUACACAGUGCCAGCUGAUAAAUGCGGCCUCGUGAUAGGUAAAGGGGGCGAGAACAUCAAAAGCAUCAACCAGCAAUCAGGUGCCCAUGUGGAACUUCAGCGGAACCCCCCUCCUAACACCGACCCUAACCUGCGGAUAUUUACCAUCAGGGGUGCUCCUCAGCAGAUCGAGGUGGCCAGGCAUCUCAUAGAUGAGAAAGUUGGCGGUGCCAGCCUCGGAGCCCCUGCAGCCUUCGGACAGAGCCCCUUCAGCCAGCCACCAGCUGCACCACAUCAAAACACCUUUCCUCCCAGGGGCUUCCCCAACAUCGCUGCUAAAGUUAACGGGAACCCCCACAGCACCCCAGUGAGUGGCCCUCCAGCUUUUCUGACCCAAGGCUGGGGCAGCACUUACCAGGCUUGGCAGCAGCCUACACAACAAGUCCCAAGCCAGCAGAGCCAGCCACAGAACAGCCAGCCCGACUACAGCAAGGCCUGGGAGGACUAUUACAAAAAGCAGAGUCAUACCACCAGUGCUGCCCCACAGGCCAGCUCUCCACCAGACUACACGAUGGCCUGGGCUGAGUACUACAGGCAGCAGGCCGCCUUCUAUGGGCAGACUUUAGGGCAGGCUCAGGCCCACAGCCAGGAGCAGUAGAUGGGCAUCUGCCGCGGCUCUUCCCCGAAAUCAGUGUGAGAGAAACCUGUUUGUUACAGAGAUUUUUAGAUUUGCAAACCUUUCGAUGAAGACCUUUGUUUUGUUCUGUGAAACACUAUAUUUAGAUUAACAAAAAUUUUCUAAAAAUCGGGAAAAUUAGUUACUAAACAUUGCUGGUAAUUUUUGUGUCGUGAUUUCUUUGUAAAUGUGUAAGCUCUGGAGCUCUUGGAGUAAAACCUGCAAGCUCAGGUGCCCGGACUCUCCUCAGAGCCUGACAGUUCAUCAAAUGAUGGGUUUGUCUUUUGUCUUUUUAUUUACAGUUUUGGGUGGGUUUUUGUUGUUGUUACUGUUGUUGUUGUUGGGGGGUUGUUUUUUGGUUUUUGGUUUUUUUGUUUUGUUUUGUUUUCCUCUUUUUCUGUUUUUGUUUUUGCUUUUUUGUUACAGAAAAAAUGGCUUGGAAGUCUUAGGUGGUAAUGUAACAAAUUCUUUAAAAAAUUUUUAAGCAGUAUUUAAAUAUUCAUAAAUGUAAAUUCAUUAAGUGUUUCACCUCUAAUUUCUUGUAUCUUGGCUGUCUGGUUUUAUUGCAUUUUUUAAAAAACUGAACUAUUAUGUAUUGUAAUUAAUGAUGUGAAUUUUGAACUGAGACGGGUCCUUGUGUUGUGGGAGGGAGGGGUCAUUUGUGGGUUGUGUCAUUUCUAGCGUUUUGAUGGUGAUGCAGAGACGCAGUCUGCCUUCUUGUGAGCUGCCCGUCUCCAUUACCCAGGGCAGUUGUGUGUCUAAGACCUCCAAGCUGGUUUUAAAAACAAAAAGCCUUUCUCUAUUCUCAGAAAUAUAAAUACUGUUAUUUUUAAUAUUAAAAAGAAAUUCAAUAUAACUUUUAACAAACACUGUGGACAUUAAACCAUAUAAAAAAAUGUAGUAACUAUUUUUUAAUUCCAGGGUGUUUUUUGCUUUUUUCCUUAAAUAUUUUCUUAAUAUUUGUCAAAUUAACUAGAUAAAUAAAUAAAUCUAGUAUUAACCACAGUAUGAGUUAAAUAAUUUUGAUUUAAUAAAAGGGAUAAUAUGAUUUCCAAUGUUUACUGUAGUGUAUCUUGUACAGAUAACAUGUAUUUUUAAAGAAAAAACGGAAUUGAAGCUAUUUUUUCUUGCAUUUUGAAUUGACCUGAGGAACAUUCCGUUUGAAAUGCGCUCGUUACAGUUUGCAGUUCUUGUUCUCCUUACAGUGCUUGAAAUGUCUAACUAUUAAAAAGGCAUUGGAAAUGGGUUGCAUGUUGUUGUUUUUUAAAGGUGUUCUUUUUAUUUGACUGACAAUUCAUUUUACACUCUAUAUAAUAAAAUUUCCACAAGAUACCUUGUGGGCAAAGUGUU
Messenger RNA from Arvicanthis niloticus (Nile rat), 3281 nucleotides. RefSeq names its product far upstream element binding protein 3 (gene Fubp3). Lineage: Eukaryota; Metazoa; Chordata; Mammalia; Rodentia; Muridae. The record is from RefSeq and is a predicted model, not a curated record. Gene Ontology annotation, molecular function: RNA binding.